Hyaena hyaena (striped hyena) is the source of this 1428-nucleotide messenger RNA. Its product is annotated as cytochrome P450 4A11-like. Lineage: Eukaryota; Metazoa; Chordata; Mammalia; Carnivora; Hyaenidae. The record is from RefSeq and is a predicted model, not a curated record. Gene Ontology annotation, molecular function: iron ion binding; monooxygenase activity; oxidoreductase activity, acting on paired donors, with incorporation or reduction of molecular oxygen.
UUCCAAGGGGGGCAUGAGCUACAAAAUCUUCAGAAAAGGGUAGAAAAAUACCCAAGUGCCAGUCCUCACUGGCUAUGGGGGAGCAAAGUCACCCUCACAGUCUAUGAUCCGGACUACAUGAAGGUGGUCCUGGGGCUAUCAGACCCAAAGUCUCAUGGCAUCUACAGAUUCAUGGCUCCCUGGACAGGGUACGGUUUGCUCCUGUUGAAUGGGCAGAUGUGGUUCCAGCACUGGCUCAUGCUGACCCCAGCCUUCCACCAUGACAUCCUGAAGCCCUAUCUGGGACUCAUGGUCGACUCUGUCCAUGUGAUGCUAGACAAGUGGGAAGAGCUCAUCGGACAUAACUCAUAUCUGGAGAUCUUUGAGCAUGUCUCCUUGAUGACCUUGGGCACCAUUAUGAAGUGCGCCUUCAGCUACCAGGGCAGCCACCACGCAGACAGGUCACUGAAAUUCUCAGACAACCAGAUCUCCCAGUCUUACACCCAGGCCAUUCAAGACCUGAACAACCAGAUCAUUUCCCGGGUGAGGAAUGCUUUCCACCAGUACGACAUCAUCUACAGGCUGACCCCUGAAGGCCGCUGGAACCACCGGGCCUGCCAGCUUGCCCGUCAACACACAGACCGAGUGAUCAAAAUGAGGAAGGCUCAGAUGCAGGAGGAGGGAGAGCUGGAGAAGGUCAGGAGCAAGAGGCAUUUGGACUUCCUGGACAUCCUCUUCUUUGCCAAAAUGGAGGGCAGGAGCAGGUUGUCUGACAAGGACCUCCGUGCUGAAGUGGACACGUUCAUGGCUGCUGGCCUCGACACCACAGCCAGUAGCAUCUCCUGGAUUCUCUGUUCCCUGGCCACACAACCUGAGCAUCAGCAGAGGUGCUGAGAGGAGGUCCAGAGUCUCCUGGGGGAUGGUGCCUCCAUCACCUGGUGAAACCACCUAGACCAGAUGCCCUACACCACCAUGUGCAUUAAGGAGGCACUGCGACUCUAUCCACCAGUUCCAAACAUUAGCAGAGAACUUAGCAAGCCCAUCACCUUCCCUGAUGGACGCUCCUUACCCAAGGGAUUCCUAGUGACCCUUUCCAUUUAUGCCCUUCACCACAACCCAAAGGUGUGGCCAAAUCCAGAGGUGUUUGACCCUUCAAGGUUUGCACCAGGUUCUGCUCGACACAGCCAUACUUUCCUGCCCUUCUCAGGAGGAGCAAGGAACUGCAUCGGGAAGCAGUUUGCCAUGAAUGAGAUGAAGGUGGCAGUGGCUCUGACACUACUUCGCUUUGAGCUGGCACCAGAUCCUUUCAGGGUCCCUGUUCCCCAGCCAAGAUUUCUGCUGAAGUCCAAGAAUGGGAUCCAUCUGCAUCUCAAGAAGCUCUCUAACCCCUGUGUAGACAAGAAUGAGCCACAAAGGCCUCCUGCCAGCUCCCCUGAUCUCCUCCUCUAA